This is a messenger RNA of Vombatus ursinus (common wombat), 2046 nucleotides long. Its product is annotated as SH2 domain-containing protein 3C-like. Gene Ontology annotation, biological process: small GTPase-mediated signal transduction; positive regulation of peptidyl-serine phosphorylation. NCBI's taxonomy places the organism in Eukaryota, Metazoa, Chordata, Mammalia, Diprotodontia, Vombatidae. Gene Ontology annotation, molecular function: guanyl-nucleotide exchange factor activity. The record is from RefSeq and is a predicted model, not a curated record. The annotation marks the transcript as partial. The transcript is spliced from 6 exons.
UUUUUCCUUUAUCUCUCUACAGUGACUCGAGUAAAUGUUCCAGGCAUUCCAUCCGCUGGCAUGACGCCUGCUUCCCCUGUCAUCCGCCGUUCCAGUGAGCCCCAGCUGUGCCCAGGAAAUGGCACCAAACCACCUAGUGAGCCAAGCAACAGCGUCCACCCCACCCCUUGCCAUAGCUACCGCCAGGCUUCCCCAUCCCCAUCCCUCAACAGCUACAGUGACCUGGACUCUGGCCACUACUGCCAGCUUCAGCCACCCAUAAGGGGCAGCCGAGAACGUGUGGCACCUGAACCCCCAACCCACCUCGGUGGGGUCAAGAGCUAUGUAGAACGGCUGAAAGUGGAAGAAGGACAGCACUUGACGGCUGGGCGGGCACCGGAGAAUGGACCCCAUGAAGGGGACCAGGGCGGAGGCUUCAUACUGCCUGUCAUAGAGGUGACUUCUUCCUUCAACCCCACCACCUUCCAGUCACUACUGAUUCCCAAGGACAACAAACCCUUGGAGAUGAGCAUCCUUAAGAAGGUGAAAGAACUGCUUGCUGAUGUGGAUGCCAAGACGUUAGCCCGGCAUGUCACCAAAGUCGACUGUCUGGUUGCUAGGAUACUGGGCGUUACCAAGGAGAUGCAAGGGCUCAUGGGAGUCCGCUCGGGCAUGGAGCUACUAACACUCCCCCACGGUCGGCAGCUCCGACUGGACCUGCUGGAACGGUUCCACACCAUGUCUAUCAUGCUGGCUGUGGACAUCCUGGGCUGCACAGGCUCCACGGAGGAGCGGGCGGCCCUGCUGCACAAGACCAUCCAGCUGGCGGCCGAGCUCCGAGGAACGAUGGGCAACAUGUUCAGCUUUGCUGCAGUCAUGAGUGCCUUGGACAUGGCCCAGAUCUCACGACUGGAGCAGACCUGGAUGACCCUGCGUCAGCGGCACACAGAAGGGGCCAUCCUGUAUGAGAAGAAGUUGAAGCCCUUCCUGAAAAGCCUCAAUGAGGGCAAAGACAGCCCGCCUCUGAGCAACACGACCUUCCCUCAUGUGCUACCCCUCAUCACCCUUCUGGAGUGUGACACUGCACCCGCAGAGGGCCCAGAGCCCUGGGAAAGCACAGAGCAUGGCGUGGAAGUCGUCCUUGCACACUUGGAGGCUGCCCGCACCGUAGCCCAUCAUGGGGGCCUAUACCACACCAAUGCUGAGGUCAAGCUUCAAGGAUUCCAAGCCCUCCCAGAGCUUCUGGAAGUGUUCAGCACAGAAUUCCAGAUGCGCCUUCUCUGGGGUAGCCAGGGGGCGGCCAGCAGCCAGGCCCUUCGCUAUGAGAAGUUUGACAAGGUCCUCACCGCCCUCUCCCACAAACUGGAGCCUGCCGUCCGUUCCAGUGAGCUGUAGCCUUCCUGUGCUUCCCAUCACCCCAAUACUCCUCACCCUCAUGGCUGCAGGCAGCAUUUGGGGGGAGGAGAAAAGGGGAGAGACAGAUAUCCCCUGCAGGCCUGGGGCUGGACACAAACCAAAACCCUUGCAAUACAGAAAGCAGCCAGACUGUCCAAAUACACACUGGAGGCAUCCACCUGAGGGAUGUGGGGUUGUUAGAGCCUUUGGGACUUGGAAAGGGCCGUGUAGUGCCCAGGACAGUCCCCUACUUCAGCCCUCAUUCCCUCCCUAGUACCCUGACCGACACUGUUCAAGGAAUACCUCCUAAGCCUUUCCUCUGGUGUAUUCACCAGCUUCCCUGAGCACCUGUGAUGGUCCUCGACAUUGCUCCCAACCUACUCCCCUAUAUUUGCCCUUACACGUUCACUGGGCCUCCUGAGAGGAAGGCCCCAGUGCCCCUCCCUCUCACUCCUUCCCUUACUUCUCCUUCAAUUCUUCCCCACUCCCCUGUCCCCCAUACUUCAGUUGGAGUCCCUUUUAUUCCUGACUCUGGGCCUCCGUUUCCCUCCCUCUCUUCUUCCUCUCCCGGGAAGAGGCUCAAUUUUGCUGUAAAUAAGUCGAGUUCAUUCUGUAAAUAGAUGUACAGAUGUUGUGUUCUUUCUUUCAUACAAUAAACCUUUCUGGAUCUUC